UCCUCGUCCGAGUCGACUCAAUGGACACGCCUUCCGUGGUUUUGUAUCGAUUCCAGGGAGACAGUGAGGUAGAACUGUUUGUGGGAGGGUUGAAGAUGGGGAGCUUCUUCAGGUUCAGAGCAUUUCUCUUGUUGAUUUUCGCUGUAACCCAUCUCUGCUGCAAUUCCGUUGCAUACGGUUCAUCCUCGGCAUCUUCUUCUUCCACCACUAUGCACACCAACAACUGGGCUGUUUUGGUCUGCACCUCUCGCUUCUGGUUUAAUUAUAGGCAUAUGGCCAAUACUUUAUCCUUGUAUAGGACAGUUAAACGGCUAGGAAUACCUGAUGAGAGGAUAAUACUUAUGCUGGCCGAUGACAUGGCUUGCAAUGCUAGAAACAAGUAUCCAGCGCAAGUCUUCAACAAUGAAAAUCACAGACUUAACUUGUAUGGAGAUAAUGUUGAGGUUGAUUAUCGAGGUUAUGAAGUGACAGUUGAAAACUUUUUACGGGUCUUGACUGGGCGUCAUGAGACAGCUGUUCCAAGAUCAAAGCGUCUUUUAAGUGAUGAAGGAAGCCACAUUCUUCUGUAUAUGACAGGGCAUGGGGGAGAUGAAUUUCUAAAAUUUCAGGACUCUGAAGAGCUUCAGAGUCAUGAUUUAGCUGAUGCAGUGAAACAGAUGAAAGAAAAGCGUAGGUUCAAGGAGUUGUUAAUAAUGGUAGACACUUGCCAAGCUGCCACUCUCUUCUCACAGCUUCAUUCACCUGGUGUCUUGGCAAUUGGAAGCAGCAUGAAAGGUGAAAACUCGUACUCGCAUCACUUGGACUCUGAUGUUGGUGUUUCUGUUGUAGAUCGCUUCACUUUUUACACGCUUGCCUUCUUUGAGAAGCUAAAUAUGUAUGAUAAUGCUUCAUUGAGCAGUCUUUUUGGUUCAUAUAAUCCAAAUAUGUUGAUGUCAACAGCUUAUUACCGAAUGGAUUUAUACGAAAGACGGCUGGAGGAGGUACCUGUAACAAACUUCUUUGGCUCGGUCAUGGAAACAAUUCACACUGUCUCUGCUUAUAGGGCCCCCUCAGGCAAAAACUCUGACAAGGAUAAAAUCAAAUUAUCAUUGGAUCAAUCAGUUGGGCUGGACAAGAAAAGAACAUUAACAAGUUCAAAUGUUCAGGAUCAAAUUAAUAACUCAAACACAAAGGAUCAACUUGGUGUUUUUGAACAUUUAUGGUGUACUUUUCUCAACAAAGCUGAAAAGAUUGAAGAUGUUGAUAUUUUGGUGAAUUAUGGACUGGUAAUAAUGCUCCCACUAGUAGCUGUUUUCACUUGGCUGUCACGUUGAAGAAAACUGUUGCAAGUAUGAAGAUCUGAGCAUUGGAGGAUGCAAUAGGGGAUGUAUGUUACUGCCUAAUCAUUGUUUGAUGAGCAGACCGGCAUGGUGGACACUGGACAAGGUUGGGUCAGAGAACCAAAAUCAAACACCUUUGACUAACACUUGAUACCCUACUUGGGAAAGUUGCUAACCACACAUGUCAGUGACUAGUGUUGAACAUCUUGAAUUUAUAAUUUUUCUUUCUCUAUUUGUACCGAUGUAUGCCCAGAUUAUGACAUUCAUAGAAGCCUGCUACAAAUUUGACAAUGGGCAGUGCUGCUUGCAAAAAUAUAUUGCAGAUUUUAAGAGCCUGAUAAUUUUGUAGUCAA
Messenger RNA from Vitis vinifera (wine grape), 1672 nucleotides. RefSeq lists its product as uncharacterized. NCBI's taxonomy places the organism in Eukaryota, Viridiplantae, Streptophyta, Magnoliopsida, Vitales, Vitaceae. Gene Ontology annotation, biological process: protein localization to cell surface; proteolysis; attachment of GPI anchor to protein. The transcript is spliced from 11 exons. The coding region runs from base 21 to 1313 and encodes 430 amino acids. Gene Ontology annotation, molecular function: GPI-anchor transamidase activity. The record is from RefSeq and is a predicted model, not a curated record. Gene Ontology annotation, cellular component: GPI-anchor transamidase complex.